Molecule: messenger RNA, 9287 nt
Organism: Anopheles stephensi (Asian malaria mosquito)
Lineage: Eukaryota; Metazoa; Arthropoda; Insecta; Diptera; Culicidae
Gene: PDZ-GEF
Product: rap guanine nucleotide exchange factor 6
Exons: 7
Coding region: 1674-6785 (1703 amino acids)
Biological process (GO): positive regulation of GTPase activity; Ras protein signal transduction
Cellular component (GO): apical plasma membrane; plasma membrane
Molecular function (GO): protein binding; guanyl-nucleotide exchange factor activity
Source: RefSeq, a predicted model, not a curated record
GCGAUCGCGUGGCACACACCAAUACAACCGCCCGUACCACUAUCAUCUUGUCGGCGGCGUGUGCAUAAUCAACGGCGUCGUGCAUAAUUUUCACAACAUCAUCGGCAACAUGUUUUCCGCCUAGCAGCAAGGCACAUUACAGCCUGCUUCGAUCGUUUCGUCAGCGCACACCAGCAAACAGACACACUCACACACCAGGACAAGCAGUUGUUACGUGUGGGGUGUGUGUGUGUGUGUGUGCUGAUUUGUAUGCAGCGCGUCCAGCGAUCCCACCACCGCAAAUGCAUCUGGUGCACCGUGUGUCUGUGUUUUUUUUUUUGCAUCGAGUGAAACUGAAACGCAACUUCCAAUCGCGGAAGAAAGUGUGUGUGUGGUGGUGUCUGUGUGCGUCUGUAAUUCAUUUGUUGAUUUUUUGCUGCGUUGUUGAUGUUUGCACCCUCCAUCAUCCCGCCUGUACUCGUGUGACGCGUGUGCAGAUGUGCACACCCUCCCUUACCACCCCCCACCCAUCGCGUACACCGAAUCCAAAAGGGGUGCAGUAACAUAAACAAUUAAGGAUGAACUCCUCUGGAUUGCCUUAAACAGUGGAAUGCUACUAUUCACAACCUCUUCCGGAAGCGCACCACUUGAACCACUUUGACCCGAGCAGCUGAAACAAAACAAAAAAACACGCUUCUUUCGCUUGCCAACUCGGCCCCCGCCGUUUGGAAAGCGAAAAAACCGUAACACAUUAACAGAAGAUCUAGACAAUCGAACGGAACGGCACACGAUGCAGGUGAACGCGAAUCGAUUCGCGAAACCGUAGCAAAAUUGCAUUUAAUGCUAACCUUCGAACUACUACUGUGCGCUCUGCGGGCCCGUUUGGUGCAACAAGUGCACCCAAAGGUUUUGAUCAGCAAGUACCGACAAGUAGUGUGUUGUCUGCGAGAGUGAUUGAUAUUCGAUUACAUGCUGACGAGUUUUAGUUUAACAGCGCACACACACACCGGAAGCAAUCUCGGAGCCUUUCUUUCCGCCCAGUAGCAACAACACAAAGUGUGCGCAUCCGCCGGGGUUGUUUGUGUGACACUCCGGGACACAGCGAGAGAGAGAGAGAGAGAGAGAGAGAGCGAGUAGUGCCGGAAGCAAAGGUGAAAGAAGAUCGUAACCGCUACGCUAGUGUCCCCCGGGAUGGUGGGCUCCGUCAGGUGUCCCGUGUGGAAGCAACUAGUGCCCGGUGUUGUGUUGUCGACCUGCCGUCACUAGAAGAUCGCUAGAAAGCAAUGUGUUACCAUCGACGUCGCGGCAGUGGUUUGGCGUUCACCACACCCGCAAGGGUUGAAGUUUGUUGGCUAACAAAAGUGUCCUCGUUCUCGGGUGCAAAAUGAGUGCCGGUUCGGAGUGGCUCUAUACUUGCGCUAGAUGUGCCGGGUGAAGGAAGUGCAGUGGAAACUUAAAACGGGUGUGUGUGUGUGUGCGUUGCAGUUUAUGACCGGUUUCUCCGAAGCAUUGAGAGGCGAUGAGAGCGAUAUAGAUACGGUGCGGAGGAAGGCUACGGAACAUAAAGCAAAAAUAAUCGGAGAAAGUGUCUAGGAAGGUGUAGGCGGAGUGUGUAAACACACACACCCACACAUACGGGAGUGCCACACAAAGUGUGUUGGAAAAGUGUAUUUUCUAAAAAUAAUAGGUAAUAAAUGACCGAUAGAAAAUUGCCAAUUAGCCCAUCGGAACAGGCCACGGCCAACCACAGCCCGCUCCUGCACCAUCACCAGCAGCAGCAUCCUGCACACGGCAAUCAUCAUCACCAUCAGCAGCAGCAGCAACACUUGAGGCGUGUUGCAGGAGAACAGCAGCAGCAUCACGGCAUUACAAUCACGGCCGGGAUUGGCGAAACGCUUGCCGCUGCUGGUGACGGGCCGGUGGUCGCUGGAGGUGGCGGCAGUGGCCCAGUUCCGACGGUUGGGGCACCGGCACCACCUCCCCGUGGUACGUCCUCGUUGAGUUCUGGCCAUCAUCUUCCGGCCGGUGCCGCCGUCGUCGCGCUGGCGAGCGUCAACAGUAGCACCGGCAGCAACAGUCUGGGCGGUGGUGGUGGUGGUGGUGGUGGAGUCAUCGGCAGCAACCAUGCAACCGGCACGACCAGCACGACGGCCACCAGCAACAGCACCAAGCACGCGAACAUGCAUCGUCUGAAGCACACUAGCUCGCUAACCACCAGCAUCUAUCCAGAGCUUUAUGACAAAGGCAAUCGAUUAUCUCAUUCAAGUGAUACCAGCCAGGCUGACACCAUGACUUCCGUAACGAGCUCCUCGCUAGACUCGGACGAGGUAGAUCUCUCCGGUUUGGUGGAAUCGGUCGUCGAUUCCGACGAAGAGGACAUUGCAGAGAGUAUAGAUAGUUUAAGCGUCCGGGACACGGUUCGGGAAUGUUUGGAAAAAGAUCCCACCGACCGAACGGUGGAAGACAUCGAGAUAUUGCUCGAGUUUACGCAAAAGCUGAAGGCAUUCACCAACAUGACGUUCGCGGUCCGGCGGGCGCUCUGCUCGGUGAUGGUGUUUGCCGUGGUGGAGAAAGCCGGCACGGUCGUGAUGAACGAUGGCGAAGAGCUGGACUCUUGGAGUGUGCUGAUCAAUGGGCACGUGGAGAUUGAGCAUAGUACGGGCGAGGUGGAAUAUCUGCACUAUGGGGACAGUUUCGGCAUAAUGCCAACGAUGGACAAACUGUACCAUCGGGGCGUUAUGCGCACCAAGUGCGACGAUUGUCAGUUUGUGUGCAUCACGCAGACGGACUACUAUCGAAUACAGCACCAGGGCGAGGAUAACAUUCGGAAGAUCGAGGAAGAAGGGCAGGUGGUGAUGGUGACCGAGUUGCGGAACAGUACGGGGGAGAAUGGAUCGCGCAAGGGCUAUGUCGUUAUCCGUGGUACGGUGGAGCGGUUGAUGCAUCAGCUGGUGGAGGACACCACCCUGACGGAUCCGAACUAUGUGGAAGACUUUCUGCUCACAUUCCGCACAUUUAUCGCCAAUCCGAUCGAUAUCUCGAAGCAGCUGCUCAAGUGGUUCAACGUGGACAGUAGUAGCGGAGCGGGUGAGGAAAGUGGAGGAUCGAGUGAUCUCGUCGACGGAGCGGCAGCUUCAAUCUCGCACCACCUAUCAUCGUCAGGGCCCGGGGACAGUGUGCUAUGCGAUCGGGUGACGCGCGUCGUACUGCUGUGGGUAAACAAUCACUUCACGGACUUCGACACCGAUCCACAGAUGAUGGAGUUUCUGGAACUGUUCGAAACGGCGCUGGAGAAAAAGAACAUGCACGAGCAGCAGCAACUGCUGCAUGUGUACGCGCAACAUAACGCAAGGGAAAGAAACGUUACGCUAGCGCGCAGUUCUCGGGACGAGGAUCUAAACUUCCAAAUAUCCGGCGGCCCUGGAGGUAUCUUCAUCACGCGAGUCGAGCCGAAAACGAAGGCGUACGAAGCGGGACUGAAACGCGGUGACCAGAUACUGGAGGUGAAUGGGCAGAGCUUCGAGCAUGUGACCUGUGCCCGGGCGCUGGAAAUUCUAAUGGGCACAACGCAUCUCAGCAUUACCGUGAAAAGCAAUCUGUGGGCUUUCAAGGGCAUGCUGUCGAAUGCGGACGGUGAUUCGGGCAAGCUGAAGAUCGAUCUAAAGAAGGGCCUUCGGGUGGAUCUGCUGCAGUCCCAAAAGUCGCUCGAUCUGGUAGAUAAGGUCGGUGGACUGUUGCCUACGCCACAGUUCCUGAUGCCGCUGCCGGUGCGGGAUAUUGAGUACGGGCGAAAGGAUUCGGGCGUAUCGACACCGUCGUCUUCCUCGUCGAUGAAUAACAACAAGGGUGGCAGUUUCAUGACGCUCGGUGGCAAGAAGCGCAUCCAGAAGGCACUGAUCAAGAUGAACCUACUGCCAAAGAAUAGCGUCUUCCAGGAUGACAACAUUAACAACAACAACAACAACAACAACAGCAGCAGCAACAACAGCAGCAGCAACAGCAGUAACAGUGCGAACAAUGGCAACAGCAACAAUGGAAGCACCUACGAGGGUGGAAGUGAUCGAUCGUCGGGGAUCAGUGUGAACUUCUCCUCCCAGGCGUCCUCCAUAUCGACGUCCUCGAUAACGACGGCGGACUCGGACGAAACGCCACCGACCUCCACCUACCAGAGCAAUCCGGAUCUGCGCGAAAACCACUGCACACCGGCCAAGGCUCAGUCGACGGAAGCGAUCAUCCCGGCAAAGAUGGGCACCACGUACCUGGAGGAGUUGCGGGCAAGCGAUUUCCCCGAGCACAUUCUGAAGGUGUACAAGUCGGAUCAGACCUGCAAGUACCUGCUGGUGCACAAGGAAACGACGGCCCACGAGGUGGUGAUGUUGGCGCUGCAAGAGUUCGGUAUUCACGAUCCGAGCUCGAACUUCUCGCUGUGUGAGGUAAGCGUCGGCGACGGUGGCAUGAUCAAGCAGCGCCGCUUGCCGGAUCAGCUCCAGAAUCUGGCCGAACGGAUUGGGCUCAGUUCGAGGUAUUAUCUGAAAACGAACGGCAUCACGGAAACGCUCGUGCCGGACGAUGUGGCGCCGGAACUGAUCCGCGAGAGUGCGGUGCACUUUUUGCAGCUAAACGCGAACGAGCUGGCGAUACAGCUGACGCUGCAGGACUUUAGCAUCUUCCGGCAGAUCGAAUCGACCGAGUACAUUGACGAUCUGUUCAAUCUGAAGAGUCGGUACGGGAAGCCGAUGCUGGUGCGGUUCGCGGAGCUGGUUAAUCGCGAGAUGUUCUGGGUGGUGACGGAAGUUUGCAGCGAGCACAACAUGAUGCGGCGGUGCAAGAUUAUCAAGCAGUUCAUCAAGAUUGCGCGGCACUGCAAGGAGUGCAAGAACUUCAACAGCUUGUUUGCGAUCAUCAGCGGUUUGGGGCAUGCGGCCGUUAGCCGGCUGAGACAGACGUGGGAAAAGUUGCCGUCAAAGUAUCAGAAGCUGUUCAAUGAUCUGCAGGACCUGAUGGAUCCGUCGCGCAAUAUGUCAAAGUACCGGCAGCUGAUACAGACGGAGCUGAACGCACAGCAGCCCGUCAUACCGUUCUAUCCGGUGGUGAAGAAGGAUCUUACCUUCAUCCAUCUAGGGAAUGAUACGAAGAUUGACAGUUUGAUCAACUUCGAGAAGCUGCGCAUGGUGUCGAAGGAGAUCCGGACGCUGCUGCACAUGUGCAACUCGCCGUACGACAUACUGACGAUGCUGGAGUACAAAUGCCAGCCGCCCAGUUCGGCCAUGCUGGCGCUCAACCAAAUGUCGGUCCCGUCGGGCAGUGGCAAUCUGAUGCUGGCGCCGCCCGCUCCACCCCCACCAACUUCGCUGCCGGCCGCCUUCAUGCACAGUCAGACGGUGAAGCGAAGGAAGAAAUCGACCGCCGCCCCGAACCCGAAGAAAAUGUUCGAAGAAGCGCAGAUGGUGCGACGGGUGAAGGCGUACCUGAACAACAUGAAGGUUAUUACGGACGAGGACGAACUGCAUCGGUUGUCGCUGGAGUGUGAGGCACAGGGCGGCACCACACCGAACACGGUGCAGGUCCGCAAACGCUACCCAUCGCCAACGCUUUCCACGACGUCCAGCACCAGCUCGACCAGCGAAGGCAAGAAGGGAGCGCUUGGGUUGGGCAUGAGCAGCUUAUCGAUCGGAAGCGCUAGCAGCGGCAACAGUGGAGCCCCGAAGUUCGGAGCCGCAUCGCCGCAGGCCGUCAAAAAGCUACUCUCGCUCUCGGAGCAGACGAAAACGCGUCCUCACCAACCGAGACAUCCGUCGGCCGGAUCGAUCCUACCGCCACCGCUAAACACCAUCCACCAUCACCACCAUCAGCACCAUCACGGUGCAAUCUCGGGACAUCUGAACAGUACGCUCUCUCACUUCCACCAUGCCCAUCCGGCCACGAACUAUCUGCCGCACCACGGUGGGACGGGCAUCACCAUCAGUCCCUCGCAAUCGCCGGCACACUGCUGCGUGGGACCUGCCGGAACCGGCGGCGGAAGCACCGGUUCGACCAACAGUGCCAGUGGUGUGAUGGGACCUCCGCAAUAUCCACCACCGUCGUCGGCACACGCGGCCGGCGGCUAUGUGUCUGCGGCCGGUGCAAAUGCGGGUGUGCAUUUGGCGGGCAUGUUGCCGAAUCCACCGAACUACAGCACCACCAUGUCGAUGUAUGCGAACGGGCGGCCGGCGGUACUGGCCAGCCGGAUACUGGAGAGUUCUGUCGAUGCACCUAGUCAAAUACCACCACCGAUGGAACUGCCGCCGGAGAGUAGCUCCUUCCGAAGUCCACCGAACUAUGCUCAAACGGCACAUCGAAGAAUUGCCAGCAACAGCAGCAGCAGCAGUACAACCAUUCCACCGCCCUACCCAGCUCCUCACCAAAACUUUGGUAACUCGUCCCGCAUAAUCUCCGCCGUCGGGAUCUCACCGAUCGCGCCCAACUUUGUUGCGCCGGCCGUCAAUGCGCUCUCGCCCAUGUACACCGGCAACAGUGGUGGUGGAGGAGGUGGUGUGGGUCCAUCAGUAACUUCCUCCGGAGCGCCGGUGUGUGGCAACUUACCGCCAGCAAUACCGGCACGACUGCACGAAACCGUUGCCGCUGGAUUGGUCGAUUCGGCGCCACCACCGUUGCCGCCGCCAAGUAUAGACCUGUCGGUCGAGAGCAGUUCCGUGACCGUGCUAAGCAGUGCCGCUUCCGGUGGUGCCAAGCUAGACGACGAUAAGGCGUGCGAUUCCGUCGAGACGACGGACUGUUGUGUGGGUACGAUUUCGACCGAUGUGUAAGCACGUCUAGCAUCAAGAGCUUACGGGGGUCCGCUUCGGAACGUCCCGAAAAAAUUGAACAAGAGAGAAAGAAUUCCAAUCAAGAAAUACAAACAGAGAGUGGGACAGGUAGUUGUCCACUCGAAGUGCAGCACAGAGCCCCAAUAACCUAAUAACCGGGGUGUCGUUAAUCGUAUUUGAUGGUCUAUUGUUGUUGAAAUAAUCACAUUAAUGUUUAAAAAAACAAUACAAAAAACACACACACUUAAUGUUGCGAAUUUGUAAACCCACGCACAGAAAUGACCACUCACUGUUGUUAAAGAGGACAGUCUACGCAGUAAAAGAAAAUCCACAAACGCUACUGCUGGCUAGUGCGUUCGGAAAAGCGCUGGACAGCUUUUCCAACGCACAUUUAUUGAAUCAUAUAUUUUUUUUUGAAGGAGUUUACCCACUGUAGACAGAGGAAAAACAGGAAGAGUGGUGUGUUGUGUUCUAUUGCACAAUGAAACUCGGAUAAGACAAACUAUAGCUGGUAGAGUUUAUUCUCGACAGUAAGUGUCGGUCUCUCACUCACUCUCUCUGGAACCUUUUGUGCCCAAAAAGAAAGAAGAAAAACUUAUUUCCAUCCCAAGACUGAUGAAAGCAAAGCAAAGAGAUGAAAGCAUAUUUUGAAACAAUGCAACACGUUCACCCCAGAAACCACACACCACUUUAAGAAGGUGGCCCAACAAUCUAUCCCAACAUCUCUACACGCACCAAGCCGCCCGAGCUCGGCAAGGAAAACAUAUUAAUAUAAUACUAUUAAUGUGUUGUUGUAUGUGUACAUGAUCCAUUCAACAGAAGGAGCAUUUAUAAAAUACUGAUUGUUGCAUUGUAUCCGUAUGUGUGUGUGCGCGUCUCUCGCCGUUUUGUGUGUGUGUUGGGAACGGGGUUGAAGUAUUAACGUAUUUACAUGAUAAAGCUGUGUGUACCUUGAAGAUAUUAAUGUUGAACAUUUGUGUACCGAAAUAAAAAAAAAAACAGGAUCAAAAAGGGAUAUCGAUAUUGAUAUAACUGUGUUGAUAAUAUACAUACACACAUACAUAGCGAAGAAAAAGUAGCUUUUUCCCCAUAGCCAUUCUAUCGUGUUCCACUGACCAAUCGUAUGUAAGACAAUGGCAUUUGCUUUACGGGGCGUUUUGUUUUUUACCUGUAUGUGCUCCUUUAUGUGCUUGCUUUUAAUUGAAUCAAUUCUUUUAUAUAUAUAUUGAGGGAAUUUUACUUUUCAAGCGAUAUGAAAAAGGGCUUUAAAUUGUCUAACCUGAAACAUUUCAAUCAGUUUAGUAGAAGCGAUCGUUUUGGAGAAUUUUUUUGAAUAAUUUGUGGAAAUUAAAAUAUUUUUUUCCUCACCCAAAAAUCCUUUAAAAAUACUAAAAACGCAAAUAAAUAUCACCGUAUGCAAUUGAGUGGCCUCAUCAAAUGAGUACCUUCCGAAUGAGUUCCCGAAAAAGGCAACUCAUUUUAUUAUUUACUUUUGCUUCGAAAGCACUCACCUUGGAAUGGUUUCUUUGAGGGAAUAAUUGUAGUUUUAAGGUAAACUAUUCCAUAAACUGUUUAAUUGAUUGCAUUAAAUGAUUGCAAACUUUUACAAAUUACUAGCAUUAUUCGCUUAUUUACCUCACAGAAAAAAACCCAUCAUAUCGAAAGCUCUUUUUUAAGCUCUCUGUUAGAUUUUUGUUAAUAUAAUUGCCUAUAAUUGAUUAGCUUUCUUAGCAGCAAUAAGAUAAUAUACACAUAAAUGCAAAAACAAAAAGAUAGUCCCCUCCCCCCCCCCCCCCCCCCCCCCGUAUCAGGCAGCUAGUGAAAUCUUUCUAUAACACUUUACAGCGAUAAAUCGCCAAAUGGUAACACUAUUGAGCAAAUACGCAGCACAACCAAUGCCUAAGAGCAAUCAAAAGAGGAACGAAUCACACGCGACAUCAGAUCAAAAUCUGUGUAAAAUGAUAUUCAAAACCCAUAUGAUAGAAUAGAAUGGUCGAACGUCGUCAAGCGCUUUUAACCAAGCUCACUACAUACGGAAUAUAUCGAUGUUGCUGACGACGCGGCCCUGAACUCGUGUGCGUUUCCGCUCUUUUUUCUAUCAAUAUUUUGUCGGUGAAUUUACAUACCUCCUGGAGCCGGGUGACGACAGAGCAGGUGGCAAAAGCCGAUUAAAAUCAUAUUAUAAGGAGCUAGUAAGAUCCUACUUAUCUAAGGAAGAACGAGGAUCAUCGGGGAGACGUGGAUCAACCGGCUGUGUUGGUAAUGCCCGAAUGUAUCGCACAUCGGGUCACAGGAUCAGGACCAGGCUACCAGUCUGCUGUCUGGUGGUGAGACUCUGUAAGAUGCAAAUCAAAGGUUUGAGCUUCCUUUCAACACUCAUAAAUGUUCGAUAAAAUAUGUGUCACCACAGACAGACACACAACCACACCACCACACGUCACAGCACAGUGUAAUUGGCACAUGCAAACAUACAGAAAGUACAUACCGUUAAUGGAAACAAAA